GCUUUAAUCAUCCAUCGAUUUUUCCAUUGAGAGGAAACGAUUCCCUUCGUCUCUCUCUCACUUCCCCUUCAUCUUUCUUCUCCUUAUGCUCCGAAGACUGCUCCGAAGAUAGAACAGAUGAGGUCCUCCGCUGGUAAUUUGAAGCAAAAGUCGCCGGUUGGCAGAUCCAGGCCAUCGGUUUCGUUUGAAGACGACGACGACCCUUUCGUCUCCGCCAAAUCAACACCGUCCCACUCUAAUCCUCCAAGCCGUCCGGUUAUCCCUGAACCGGACAGGGAAAAGCUUCCCAAAAGGCUUUACGCCACUGAUUGCUACCCGCCUAUAGGUCGUAUCAAUGCUUACUCUAAGCCGGAGUAUCUUCUCGAUCUUGUCGAGAUCUUAGAAGAGUAUGCUAUUCUGACUGGGCUUGAUUGUCGGCCGUACUCAAAAAGAUCCGAUAUAUUGAAGUCGCAGCAAAUCAUCGAACCAAAAAAUCCUUAUUGGAAUGUUCUCAUUGGUGAGGAACACAAGGUUGUCCUCAUUAAGGACAUCGUUGAAUGGUUGAGGGCAGACAAGAUGAAGCCCAAAAAAGACAAGAUGGACGACUGGCGAAGGCUUCGUCUCGCGCUUAUCGUCAUCGUCGAAGGGAUACUGGUCUGCAGUUCCCAACCUGUCAAAGCUUCGGUACAAGUUGUUGAAAUGGUUUCCGAUUUGCAGCGUUUUGAAGCGUUUCCCUGGGGACGUGAGUCAUUCCUUCUCACAAUGCGAAUGGUUAAGGUCAGUUCGAAGGUUAGCAGUCUCGCAGGCCUAAUUGUGAAGUUCAACCAGUCUCAUUCUUCAACCCACGGGUUCCCUCUUGUCUUCCAACUGCUUAUGCUCAAGGCCAUCCCCGAGUUUGAAAAAUAUCUUCCUAAUCCUGAUGAUACGCAGACCAUGGGUGAUGGGUCUAUCACCACUUUGCCUCCGUUGAAGACUUUUCACAACUCCAACAUAAUGGAGACAGAGCUGAUUGAGGGGUUGGAUAUUGCCCCCCUGUUGCCUUGUGACGAUCCGCCUCACCUAUCGAUCAACGAUUGGGGCGAUGAAGUCUCUGACCCGGCUCUUGACUAUAUGGAAAGUCUUAUCGGUCGCGGAUACAAGUUCAAACGAGGGGACUGGAGAGGUGGGUGGCGUUCCUGGCCGCCGAUAGUCGUUGAUCAGAACCUCAAAGAAGACAAUGUUCGCAAGCCUAAGAAGGUGUCUUUUAGGCGUCCAAACAAAAACUUUGAAAUCCCUGAGACAUCCCAGGGUGGUCCAUCAAAGGGUAAGGGGAAGGUUACUGAAGACGAAGAUAUCUGUCCACCAAAGGGUCCUGAGGGACAGGAUAUUCUAUAUGCUCUGAUCAUGGAACAUGUUAAUGCGAAAUUUCGUGAAUUGAAGGAUGAAUUGAUUGUUGAGCUUUGCCGGAGGGUAGGUGUUGAGAAGUCUUUGAUGAAAGACGAACUCUUAGACGAGAUCAUUAGCAAUCUGCGCCAUGGGGGUAAGGACAAGGACACUGGUGGACAUACGUCUGUCCCCUCAACAGAAGCUGGUGGACACACUUCUGUCCCCUCAACUGAAGCUUCCUCACCAGGUACAAGCAAGGGCACAAUUGGACAGACAUCUGAUUCAACCCAUGUCCAGAUAGAUCCUCCUGCGCCACCUGGUCCUCAAACCCCGUCUUUUGGUUUGGAUCAGUCGAAGGGGAAAAGCAACACUCAAAUUUUGGAGGAAUUUCAGAAGCAAGCCUGGUCUGAAUACGGCGGAUUGUCUGAUGUUUUACAAAACAUUAGCCAGUCUUAUGCAUCUCCCUCUGGUCCUACUGCUGGUCUAUUUGCGUCUGGUCCUUCUGUUUAUGUUCCUUCUGGGACUGGUCCUUCUGCUUUUGGUCCUUCUACUGAUGCUUCUACUUCUAGUCCCUCUACGGCUGGGGUGUCUACACCGAAGUUCUCUGGUGAUCACAAUCCCAAAGACUUCCAAACGCCAUUGCCUACUAUACACGAGGACAACGCAGACGAAAUGGAGGACGAGAUGGUUGUAGAUGAGGUCCUCGAUGCGAAGGCUGCUAAAGAGAAAUUUUCUCAUGAUCACAACCCCAACGACUUCCAAACGCCUCAUCAAGAUAUAGAGGAUGAUGAAACUGAAGAAUCUGAGGAUGGCGAAAAUACGGACCAGGUCCCUGUUGAGAAAUCCGUUGGUGGGUCUGAAAACGUCGAUGUUGUUGUUGAUUGUGAGGAGAGAAAAGAAGAUGUAAUUGGAAAGUCUGUUGGUGUGUCUGAGACUGCUGGUGAGGAUGUUCUUCGAGAGGACAAGUCUCGUUCGGGGGACGAUAGUAGUGAUGGGAGUCAUGGGGUAUCUGAUCCCGAGGAUGUUCAAGAUGACGAAGAUGUAGUACAGGCGGAGGCAAACAAAGCAUGGCCGCCAGAGCUUUUUAAAUCUCCAAAAGCUGCUGAUGUACAACAGGUUGACAGUCAAGAGCCUAAUGCUGGUGGUGGAGUGGCAAAGUCGAAAAAAAGAAAACAUUCUUCUGUUGGUGAUGGUGUUGAAGGGAAUUCUUCUAAGCCGAUGCUCCCUUCCAAAAGGGCAAGGAAUAAACCCCAACGUUUCCGUGACCCAGUCCAAGAAGUCACAGGGACCAACAAUGAUCCGCAAACAACUGAUGAUGUCCUGCACCCAGUUGCCAAAGUUAAUGAUGAGCUCCGGAAAAAAUUCCUGUCCUCUCUCAAAAAUUAUCGCAGCAGGGAGUUCGUUAUUGAUGGACACGUUGUCCCCAAGUCUUUUUUUAAGGAUAUGCACACUCCGCAGCAACCUGUCCACCAAGAGCACAUCGAUGCCAUGCUAAGUCUUUUGGCGCGGAGGUUUGGUGAUGCUUUGGUCCAGGGUAGGGCUGCUAUACUUGAUUCAUGGUUUGCCCUGAAUCUUUGCGACCUCUAUCCUCGUUUCAAGAAGUCUAAAACCAAAUCUGAGUGGGCGUGGAACAGUAAGAUAAGGGACUACGUCAGAGGAAUAGUCCCCGGGAGAUUCAUGAGACAGGCUUGGUUCGCCGAUGUGGACACUCUGUACGCGCCUUUUCAUAUGUCUGGCGGACACUGGGUUGCGCUUGUCAUAGAUUUGAAAGAUGGGACCAUCGCUGUACUUGACCCUAACGAGGGCGCUGAAACCGCCAAACAGAUGGACCAGCUGAUGAAACCUCUGCUUGUCUUGCUUCCUUUUAUCAUCAAAGCGCUUGUCCCCGAAGCUCACCUCGUCAAUCAGCAAGUCCCCCGUGAGUUCGUCUAUGAUUGUCUCCCUGAAAUCCUCCAAUGCGAAUAUGAAGACGACAGUGGUCCUCUUGUUGCGAAGUUUAUUGAACUUCAUUUCCAAGGCAUUAACCACGACACCAUACCCCAAGAUGAUUUCGUGGAGAAUGUCAGAAUGAGAUUUGCGGUCGACAUCUUUGAGGAUUAUACCCAGCCAUCCAUGAAUUCUUCCCGAGAAUCUCUUAGUUCUUAUGGACCUCUUUAUCCGUCGCCAAUGCCCCUUGAAAAUCUUGGCAUUCCUCGUCACUGUUACUGCGGAGGGACUGUCGUUCUUGCGAAUUCUCUUUCUGAAGACAACCCCGGUAGGCAGUUCUAUCAGUGCGAGAAGAGGGAGGACCGACCCGGGCGCCAUCUUGUUAAAUGGUUGGACGAAGCGUUUACUGACGAGAUUUCAGCUUUAAAGUGCUCCAUUAGGGAACAGGAAUUAUACCUGAAGUCCUUACUUGUUGCCCCUAACGGGGACCACAUUGAUCUUCCACUGAUGUGCGAUCGGCUUGACCUUUACCAGGAAGACAUUAAAUCGCUUCAGCAUACUGUUGGUCUCCUGCAACGCUCCCCUCGUUCCAUUGUCGACGUCAUUCGUUUAUGUCCUCCAAAACUCAUUCUCGUCCUCGCGCUUAUAGCCGCCUUCAUGCUUGGCACUUAUCUUCCCAAACAUCUUAGGCUUGCGAUUGUCCUUCUUGUUGGUAAGUCAUGUUACCGGCACUUAGGACCGCUAAUUCUCUCUGGUAACUCUGGCCGUCGUCUCGCUCUUGAUCCUUAUGUUUUGCGGGAGACUUCUCUGGCUCUCCUUGAAGCGCAUCCUCAAUAUAUUUUCAUCGGUUCACCCAUUCACUUGUUUGUUUUACGGUGUGUAAAGGCUGGCAAUCCCGUUGCUUGUUACUUAGAGAGCAUUAGGCUCGCUGCAGUCGAUGGGUUAAUAAAAGAAGCAAUGGACAUGCUCGCUCUUUUACCCGAUCCAUCCCCCAAAAUCCUAUUCACGAAGGGUCUCUAUCUUGUUUCUGUAAAUCGACCUAUCGAUGCCAUCACCGCCAUGAAUCUAUUCAAACACGAAGUUGUUUCUUCCCGCAACGCUGCUCGUGUGUCCACGCUUGUGAUGUCCGAUAUUAAGAAGAUUGCCCCUGACCAACUUAGAUUCAACUGGACCGGCUAUACCUGCUACUUGAUCCAUCCCCCUCGUCGAUAUUCAGAAUGUUCCAAAUGUAAUUUUUGGAACCCCUGUCCUCUCUGUGUUAAUUGGUGGGUCUUAUGAUUUAUUUUUUUUUCUUUAUAUGGUCUCCCAUCGCUCUUUGUCUUCGGUCUUCGGAGACCUAUUAUAUACUAAUUUUAUAUAUUGUUUGUACGAAUAAGCUGUGAGAUGUGCU
Arabidopsis arenosa is the source of this 4660-nucleotide messenger RNA. NCBI's taxonomy places the organism in Eukaryota, Viridiplantae, Streptophyta, Magnoliopsida, Brassicales, Brassicaceae. The record is from the annotation of a GenBank genome assembly.